ACUUCCAUACCAAGGGUGCAGUCCAUAUACCUCUAGGCAUUAAGACAAAAUAAGAUACUAACAACAACAACAACACUGGAAAUUCAGGAUGGAGGCUGACUUUGUUGCAGCAUGUGUGGAGGAGAUAGCAUUGGAAGGCCUUGACGGUAUUACCUUGCCAUCACUAUGGCUCCGUUUGGCAGAAAGGCCAGUUUUCCCACUGGCAUUGGAUGAUAGAGCAAAAGGUUUUAUCUGGAGGACAAUACUGCAGCAGGACUGUAUAGGGAUGUAUAUUUUGCCGGAACCUAGGCCAGUUAUUGUGAUUGACAACAGAGAAAAUUAUACCGAUCCAGAGACUGGCAUCUGCGUGGAACCGGAAUUAUUGCCAGAAGAGUUCUAUCCAGUUCACCCUGUGAAUAAGGAUGGAGUCAGAGGCUCCUGUGGCACCUAUGACACGCGGCAAAACAUUACAGAGGAGAUCAGGCAGACAGGAAUGAGCUUGGAGGAUGUAAUGAAACUCUGGGACCAGCGCCUUGUGUUAGUGGCAAGUCAGAAAGUGAGAACCAGAGCCCUAUUUGGGGAGACCUCCAACCCUAACUUGGACAUAACGGAUCUGACUUACUGCAUCUUAGAGAGAAUUGGCAGGUCACGCUAUGAAGGGGAAUUGAUGGGCGGAAAGGUUUUGGUGAGAGCUUUCAAGGCAUACAAGUUAACCCCAAAGGAUGUGUUUUACCAUCGAAAAUUACUUUUCCGCUUUGGACUGAUCAAGAAGCAGCCGUUUGUGACAAGAAAUGUGACCAACACAAUGAGUCGACUAAUACUGGUUCACCUCCCAAGAUUCUUCAAACUCGUACGAACACGAUACAGUUUGCUCCUGACAAAACUCUGCCAGAAAAUAGCAGAGUAUCCAAACCAUGUGUGUGAGCGUAAAAUCUGCAGGGAAACUUUGGGAGUUGACUCAAACUCUUUCAAGCGGAUUAUGCCACUGGCCAGCCCAUAUCUCAAACUGAGUAACAUGAAGUAUGCUGACCUUUACCCAGACUCUGCAGAAGAGGACCAUUAUCACGUCAAUGGAAAGGAAAGGAGCGUAAGUGUGGUUAUCAUGGUGAAGAAGUUUCCUCCUGAAUCCGAUGAUGAAGAUGAGGAAGCAGGGGAGAGUGAGGAGGAAGAAGAAGAUGAUGUGCCUGAACAGACGGAUGGAAUGAUGCACGAGUUCAGCUGCAGGCUAGAAAAUUUGCCCCAUGAGAGAGUAUUCUUGCAUAAGAUGUAUGAAAGACUUGAAGCAGCAGGUUCAGAGGGUAUGACGCAAAGGGCGUGUGAAAAGCUAUUCAAUAUAACCCGACUAGAGGCUCGUGGUGCCCUGAGAAGUAUGCAGAAGUUGGGAAUGGUUGCAGAACCCUUCAUGAAAGACUUUGGUCGUCAGAGAAUUGGAGUGUAUGUGUCCAGUCGCUAUGCCCAGACAAGUCAAAUCCACCGAAAAAUUGAAGAAGAGAAAACUAAACUGUUACAGCUGUAUCAUGGCUCUCCUGAGAAAGAAAGCAAAACACCAGCAAAGAAGGGAAAAGUUGGGGACACCAUAAUAAAAAGCAUGGAGUCUGUUCUUCCGGAUGCAGCUCCAAAAACGGAAGAAGAGGAAGAAACAGAGGAUGAUUCCACAUCGCUGGAUACUGUGCGGCUCAACAGUCAACUUCCCAAACCCACCAUUUAUAUGACAAAUGUCAGCUUACAGAGAGUGAACAUUAUCCUGGCAGCAGUGAGGGAGGCAAAACUCAUAGAAAAUGUCUUCACAUUACUAAAGCUUAUAAUUUCUAAGGAAGCUAACAACUCUGAUGUACAGGGGCGCAUUGACAGGAAGUCACUUUUAAGGUUAAUAUCUCGCUUGGCCAAGGCUGGGCAGAUCAACUCCAUCAAAACUACAAUCCAAGCAGAUAACAGGCAGAAAGAGCUGCAUUUUAUUUGUGAUCCAAGUGUGGGACCAACUGAUCCACUUGUAACCAGUGCAAUUGAGCAAGCUCGAUUGAAACACUUCAUGGUACACAAGGAAGCUUGUAGGCCAAGCAAAUCCAUCAGUGACGUGCAUGAUCAGAGUAUGCUGUCAGACCCUGGCACAGAUUCAUCAAUGGGUGGGGCAGUCUGA
Messenger RNA from Liolophura sinensis, 2116 nucleotides. Its product is annotated as general transcription factor 3C polypeptide 1-like. Gene Ontology annotation, biological process: 5S class rRNA transcription by RNA polymerase III; transcription initiation at RNA polymerase III promoter. Lineage: Eukaryota; Metazoa; Mollusca; Polyplacophora; Chitonida; Chitonidae. Gene Ontology annotation, cellular component: transcription factor TFIIIC complex. The coding region runs from base 89 to 2116 and encodes 675 amino acids. Gene Ontology annotation, molecular function: DNA binding. The transcript is spliced from 16 exons. The record is from RefSeq and is a predicted model, not a curated record.